Messenger RNA from Lactuca virosa, 900 nucleotides. The record is from the annotation of a GenBank genome assembly. Lineage: Eukaryota; Viridiplantae; Streptophyta; Magnoliopsida; Asterales; Asteraceae.
AUGGACGGCGAGUGGGAUUUGCAUGCGGUGGUGAGGAGCUGCGCCACCACAACCACGGCAGACGUGAAGAAUACCACCGUCGAGGAUUACGAUGAUGGUUCUUAUAACUUGGAAAGUUUAGCUUCUGGGAACGAGGAAAGAAACACUUUUGUAUAUCCGAGUUUUGCUAACGUUUCCGGAGGAUUGGAGGAUGUUUACAAGGCAGGGUGUGGUCAGCCGGCCGGCGCAACACCGGCGACCUCCGCAGCCAUUGAUCUCGAUAUUGUAGAAGGAUUUGUUCACGAACAACUCCCGAUGUUGACAGAUUCUCAUUCCUUUUCCAUGCACACCAUGAGUUCUCAGUCCACGCGCACCCGAAAAAGGAAGAACCAGGAGAAGAGGGUGUUUCAAUUGACGCAAGAGGAGUUGAGCAAUGAUGUGUGGGCAUGGAGGAAAUAUGGUCAAAAGCCCAUCAAAGGCUCCCCCUUUCCCAGAAAUUAUUACAGGUGUAGCACAACGAAAGCCUGUGGGGCAAAGAAACAAGUGGAACGGAGCCCUGUGGACGCAACCAUCUUUAUAGUUUCAUACUCCGGCGAACACAUUCACCCUAGACCCACUCACCGGAGUUCUCUCGCCGGCAGUACCAGGAGCAACAAAUUCAAUACAGACAAACCGCCUGUCUCUGGCAACACUUCCUCAGCUGUUCUUGAACACCCUCCCUGCUCUUCCUCUUCUACGGCGUAUGCUUCAAACUUUUCUCCUACAACGUCUUCUAAGGAAGAUGAAUGUGAAAUCAACGAGGAAGACGAAUACGACGAAGACAUCCUCAUUCCGAAUACUGUUAUGAAUGACGAAAUAUUAAAAAGGUUCCGAGAUCUGAGCGGCGGCGGCGGUAGCAGUGGUGGUGGUGGUAACUUUUAA